Vigna radiata var. radiata (mung bean) is the source of this 785-nucleotide messenger RNA. Its product is annotated as probable E3 ubiquitin-protein ligase XERICO. The transcript has a single exon. The coding region runs from base 93 to 584 and encodes 163 amino acids. The record is from RefSeq and is a predicted model, not a curated record. NCBI's taxonomy places the organism in Eukaryota, Viridiplantae, Streptophyta, Magnoliopsida, Fabales, Fabaceae.
GCGAAGACAAAAGACGUUGCGUUAGAUAUAAAAGCAAAAUAAAAAACACGAUUAGUGCAUUAAAGAAAGGCUGAGUGCAUUUAGCAGCCACCAUGACACCUCUCUCAAAGCUCUUUCACAAGUUCUGUGCCGAAAUUAUAAUCAUAUUAGCAUCCCUGAUAAUAGAACUUAUCAUUCUGAUUCAGAAACUAAAACCAUCGCCACGCGCAAUCAGCACCCAGCAAUACCUGAAAUUCAUCGAGAAGAAGAACCCCACGAUUCGCUACACAAAGGGGUUGUUGAAGGCGGAACAGGGUGGUGCUGCAGAGUGUAGGGUAUGCCUGUGCGAAUUGGAGGAAGGGGAAAAGAUGAGGAAGCUGCAAUGCCGUCACGUGUUUCACAGGGAUUGUUUGGACAAGUGGUUGCAACAAUAUUGGGCCACGUGUCCUCUUUGUCGGAAACAAGUGGUGCCGGAAGAUGUUGUGUUCAAGCACCGUCAGCAUCAGAAUCAAACAGAGGGAGGUUUUGAUCGGAAUCAUGAUGACAACCUUCCGUACUUUUUAUCAGCAUUUCGUCGUGGCAACACUCUGCACAGAUAUUUCUGAAAUUUACCCAGAUUUCUCCUCAACUAACUAAUUUUUAGAGAAGCGAAAUUUUUUAUUCUUCCUCUCCUAUAGGAUUAGUUCCUCGGAACAAUAUUGAUUCCGAUGUACACCCUGUUUUAUGGAACAUGAAUAUUAGAACAGAGAUAGUUCCUUUCUUCUGUUUUUCCUUCAGCCUUCUGCUUCAUUCAUCAUAUCAAGAAU